AUGCCAAUCUACGAAUCCUUUCGACCCGCUUUCUCAAACAAACUGAAAGAUGACGUCCUCACUUCUCGUGUCGUGUCCGGUCGCGAAAGCGUCUAUUUUGGCCAGCGGCUCGUUUGGCCCAUCGGCCGGCGUCUGGAGGAGUCUGAAGUGCUCGAGAUAUGCGCCUACAAUCACAGCAAAUACUUGCCGGACAAGUGA
Messenger RNA from Protopolystoma xenopodis, 198 nucleotides. The record is from the annotation of a GenBank genome assembly. Lineage: Eukaryota; Metazoa; Platyhelminthes; Monogenea; Polystomatidea; Polystomatidae.